Molecule: messenger RNA, 510 nt
Organism: Ilex paraguariensis (yerba mate)
Lineage: Eukaryota; Viridiplantae; Streptophyta; Magnoliopsida; Aquifoliales; Aquifoliaceae
Source: the annotation of a GenBank genome assembly
AUGGUGAGGAGGGAGGAGGGAAGAGGAGAAAGAGGAGUGCGUUUGAAUGUGAAUGUGUAUGCUAUUUGGAGGUGUUGGAGGAGGAAGAGGUGUGAAGUGGGGUUGUGGCAGAAGAGUUGGCAGUUGAGGUGGGUGGUAAAGGCUGAAGGGGGCACGACUGAUGCAGAUGAUGAGUCUGAAAUGCCGCCUGGGAAGAAGAUGUUAGAACAACAGGGAAUGGCUGAGGAAACUUUAGCGACAAAGAUCAAGUUGGAUGCUGAUAGCAAAUCAAAGGGGGCAAAGGAGGACACAGAGAAGAAAGAAACUGCAUCUGCUGUUGACAAGGAACUGUUGCAGGCUUUCAGGUUUUUUGACCGAAAUCGAGUGGGCUACAUCAGGGUUGAAGAUAUGAGGUUGAUCAUCCAUAACUUGGGGAAGUUCCUAUCUCACAGGGAUGUCAGGGAACUAGUGCAAAGUGCACUGCUAGAGAGUAACACUGGCAGGGAUGACCGAAUUCUUUACAAUAAGCUG